AUGGUUCCUGGCUCUGACGAUGUCCAUCACAAGAUGGAUGAAAUCUCAGCACGGAGUCAUCAUGUUCGUAAAACGGUGAGCCGAAGUCUUCCUCGCACAAAAGCAACCUUCCUGCAGCAUCCAGUUGGGCCAAUCUACGAAUCCCUUCGACCCUCCUCAAACGAAGUGAAAAUCCGUGCGAUGUGUUCCGCUAGUUCUGAUCUUUCAGUAUCCAUUUUCAUACAGAUGUUCCUUGAUUUGUGUUUUAAUUUUUCUCCAUAUUACGUCAAUAUAUUUCUGUCCGCAGCCGGCCCGUAUGUUUCUUUGUAUUACUUUGCUUGGGUAGCCAUUACCGAGGAAGAUCCCAGUCAAUUUAUCCAGCUCCUCGUCCCACAAUUUUGCAUCCGUCAGGCGUAG
Messenger RNA from Protopolystoma xenopodis, 396 nucleotides. NCBI's taxonomy places the organism in Eukaryota, Metazoa, Platyhelminthes, Monogenea, Polystomatidea, Polystomatidae. The record is from the annotation of a GenBank genome assembly.